Molecule: messenger RNA, 312 nt
Organism: Prorocentrum cordatum
Lineage: Eukaryota; Dinophyceae; Prorocentrales; Prorocentraceae
Source: the annotation of a GenBank genome assembly
AUGGCGAAGUAUGCAGCAACCUCCCCGCGAUCGUCAUCAGGAAGGACGGGGAUCAGCUGGGUGGUCACGUUGGCUGGCGCGUGGGCCCAGAAGCUGAAAUCUCCUGCAGCCUCCAAAGACGCAGCAGAGCAGUUCGCCAUCUCGAAAUACUUCUGGAGCUGUGGGUCGAGGAAGAUGCGAGGCCUCCAGCCUGAGGUUCUCGUGCUGCACGCGGAGAGUGGCGCGCUUAGAUUUCAGCUCGAGUGCAUCCAACGACGACGCCAUCAUUGGCAAUGCAACGCGCAACUCUGCAUUUCCACUGAGAUCAUCUGA